Messenger RNA from Nothobranchius furzeri (turquoise killifish), 3303 nucleotides. It is a transcript of the gene elovl1b, whose product is annotated as ELOVL fatty acid elongase 1b. Gene Ontology annotation, cellular component: endoplasmic reticulum membrane; endoplasmic reticulum. The record is from RefSeq and is a predicted model, not a curated record. Lineage: Eukaryota; Metazoa; Chordata; Actinopteri; Cyprinodontiformes; Nothobranchiidae. Gene Ontology annotation, molecular function: fatty acid elongase activity. Gene Ontology annotation, biological process: fatty acid elongation, saturated fatty acid; sphingolipid biosynthetic process; very long-chain fatty acid biosynthetic process.
UAAGGUUUCUGUUCCUUUUGGUGUUUUAACUGUUCCUGGUGGGUUAUAUCUUAUUUCAAUCUACAUUUACUACAUUAAUACAACUUCCUGGAUGGUUCUUAAUACUUUUUCCUCUUAACCUCUCUCUAUUUCACUUUGUUCAUCAUUAACUUCUAACUCGUGAGUGUGGCCUCCUUUUUUCCAUCCCUAUAAUUCAUUGACAUGAGUAAAACCAAGCCUCUCCUUUUGUAGACAUAACCCAAACACUGUUGGCUUCAUAAUGAAUGGCGUAGGCGUUGGAACAUGCAGACUGAGUACAGAAGUGUAUUUUUUCCUCCGAACCUAAACACAACUCUGGUUUAGUGUGUUUAAAAUGAAUUGGUUUCAGCUGUGCCUUCUUCCUCCCUGUUCCCUUUUCCUGAGGUGAUUAAACGAUCACGUGUCUGGAGUUCAAUUGCAUCACUGUGUCAUGGGAGUACUGGACACUUUAGACUUGUCACGGUCAUGAGAAAGUUGUUGUCCUGUGGAGUUACAUGUACUGCUGAUGUAGCUGAAUGAUGGAAAAUGGUGCUGUUUAUCAGUUUGCAGCAUACCGCUAGACUAAGUCCUGGCGUUAUGCGCCAACCUUUAAUUAGUGGAGAUUAGAAGCAGUUUGGUGUGAUUAUGUGAAAUUACUGAUGCUGUACAGUCAUUUCAGAGUAGAUGGUUGCUUGUGGCUUGGUCACUCUGGUUGGUUUGAGUUGGAAUGGAAAGGGUCUCAUGCUGAACUCCUGUUUCAUCUGGGUCUCAAACUGGACUUCUCUUUAUUUAUUUAUUUUUCUUGAUGCGUGUUAAAAACUGUGUAAAGAUUAACAUGCUGCAGUUCACACAUGAAAUUUGCAGUAUUUUAAUCACUUAAAUAUCAAGUGUAAAUAAGUGUUAUAUUUUUCUUUCUCACAAAAAACCAAUAAGUCAAUUCCCCUUGGUUCAAAAUACACAAUUAUUAAAUUGAACAACAUGCUUAACAGCUGUGAUUGAUUAUAUUGGCUUGAAAAUCUCAAAACCCAAAAUUCAAUUUACAGAAUUACUGAGAUUUUAAACAACUUGGUGCAUUCAAGCACCCAUUGAAUUACUCAGGACACCAUCAGCGACCAAAAGGUCAAGUUUUCAGUACAAAUUACUAGCUAAAGGAAAAGUACCAUACCAAGUAAUAAUCUGAUAAUGUAACUGCUGAGCACUCUUUAUUUUCCAGAACAAGACACAUUGGACAAGUGAAAUGAUGAUAUUGUUGUCAAAUUGUGAGGCGGCUUCCCAAAUGCCUCUGCAACAAAUCAAAAACAACCACAGCUUUUUGCGUAAGAGUUUUGAAAUGCCAGUGUUUCACGUUUGUUAUGCAACAGCUGAAUGUGCACGUUUGGCAGCAUCCUCUCGAGCCUUUAAAGUACCAGCAUUCCACUUUUCAUCAUCACAACUAGAGGAAGUUCAUGAGUAGUCUGGCUGUCAGAAAUCCCACUGGAAUGCUACAAGUCCUCUAGAAGCUCAACAGGAAAGGUGGCGAGUUGCUGAUAAAGUGGUGUGGUGAACAAUAAGGGAAACGUUUACAAGCUGCUUUUGGUUGCCAGUUGGUGAAAACUAUUUCCAAUGCAGUUUCCCUCUUCAUGGUUUCUUCGUGGGAAUCCUGUGUUUUUUUUCUCCUUUUUGCAAGCUUUCCUCCUCUGUAACCUGCAGUAAACGGGUCUAGUUCAGUUCUUGUAAAAUGCAUAGUUAAGGUUAAAUUUUAACUUUUUCUUCUACAUUGUGUAUUUUUCCCCUCCGUCCUGAUAAUCUGGUCAUACCAAUUCACAACAGCCAGUAUGUUUCAGCACAUCCAGGAGUUUGGCUCAAAUGUCAUGAAGACCUUCGAUGAACUUGUGGCAGGAAUUGAUCCACGGAUUAAGGAUUACCCGCUGAUGCAGAGUCCUGUUCCAAUGACUGGGAUACUGCUGUGCUACCUGUUUUUCAUAAUGUACCUUGGACCUCGCAUAAUGGCCAAGCGGUCACCCUUCCAGCUCAAAGAAGCCAUGAUCAUUUACAACUUUCUGCUGGUGGCAUUGUCAAUAUUUAUUGUCUAUGAGUUUCUGAUGUCUGGCUGGGUCACAACGUACACCUGGAGAUGUGACGCAAUUGACACUUCUAACAGUCCCCAAGCUCUACGAAUGGUCAGAGUGGCAUGGCUCUUCUGGUUUUCAAAGAUCAUUGAGUUGAUGGACACAAUUUUCUUUGUGUUGAGGAAAAAACACAGCCAGAUUACGUUCUUGCACAUUUUCCAUCACUCCUUCAUGCCCUGGACCUGGUGGUGGGGAGUUGGCUACGCUCCCGGUGGAAUGGGAUCUUUCCAUGCCAUGGUGAACUGCUCCGUCCACGUCAUCAUGUAUUUCUACUACGGUCUUUCUGCUGCUGGUCCUCGCUUCCAGAAGUAUUUGUGGUGGAAGAAAUACAUGACUGCCAUUCAGCUGAUCCAGUUUGUCCUGGUGUCUCUCCACGCCACCCAGUAUUACUUCAUGGAAAGCUGCAACUACCAGUUCCCCAUAAUCAUUCACCUGGUCUGGAUCUACGGAACCUUGUUCUUCAUCCUCUUCUCCAACUUCUGGGUCCAGGCUUACGUGAAGGGCAAGCGGCUGCCAAAACAAGACAUUAAGUCACAUCAGAACGGCUCAGCCGUCUACACCAAUGGUAAGCACCUCGAAAACGGAAAAGUCCACGAAAAUGGCAAAUGCUACGAAAAUGGCACGAGCAACGGCAUCAUCAACGGAAGCACCAAUGGCAUGAGCAACGGCUCAGCUUACUAUGAAAAUGGACACACCCUUAAUGGCAAGAUGAAGAAGGCUUAGAGACUCUAGAGGGAAGCAACCUAGUCAACCUGUUAAAAUUACUACAAAUUCCAAAGAUUAUUAGACCGUUUUACAGCUUUUUAGUUUCUUGUGUAAAACAUGGAAGAGCGAUGUCGUGUCUAUGACUUCCAUAACUGGGGUUCCACAUUUGGUUUGUUGGUUUUGUUGCGUGGGGAGCCAUCUAUGAAACACAAUGUAUGAAGAGAAGAUGUCUUCACCUAAUUAAGUCUUCACUGAUCUUUGCAAGGAACCUUUUGUAGUUCACUAUGACAUCGGUGGCCUUUCAGCCCAUUUGCUGGCCUAAUUGACCCCUCUGUGGACAGACGACUUUACUGUUUCUAGUAAACUUGAAAAAAUAAAAUGUAAAUAGUUUUACAGUAAGAAAAAAAAAGAAACUAAUUGUGCUUUCUAAAUUUUGUUACUUUGUGUAUUUAAAAUUUAAUAGCAAAUAAAUUUUGUUUUAAAUUAUCUUUUA